AUGUCGACUGAUAUUAACCCUGAGAAGCAUGAUGCUGGAGACAUUAUUAAUGCCUCCGGCCACAAGCAAGAGCUGCAACGGAAUUUCGGCCUUUUGAGUAUUUGUGCCAUAGCUGUGACGACGGGAAAUACCUGGAUUGCGCAAGGUGGUAGUGUGACUAUCAACAUAGCCAACGGAGGUCCGGCUGGCAUUAUAUAUGAAUUCAUCGCAGUAUCAGUCUGCUAUUGGCUAGUAGCUGCUUCAAUUGCUGAAUUGGCGUCUUCCAUGCCCUCGGCAGGCGGAGUAUACCAUUGGGCCUCCGUCACCGCGGGAAAAUAUGGCCGACCUUGUGGAUGGUUUGCUGGCUGGUGGAAUUCUUUAGCCUGGGUGUUCGGUGCAGCAUCGAUGUCCUCCAUUCUAGGAAAUCAAACGGUUUCGAUGUACACCCUGUUCCAUCCGGAUUUCACACCCAAGGCAUGGCACGUCUUUGUUAGCAUGCUCAUUUGCACUUGGAUUUGCUGCCUUGUCGUUCUCUUCGCCAACAAACUCCUACCUCAAAUAGGUAACCUUGGCAUGGCUCUCAUUCUGGGUGGUGUAUUUGUCACGAUAAUUGUCUGUGCUGUUAUGCCAUACGUCAAUGGGGUAGGAUAUGCUUCGAACGACUUUGUAUGGCGUAGCUGGACAAGCGACACUGGGUAUUCUAGUCAAGGUUUUGUUUUCGUUGCCGGUAUGCUUAAUGGGGCUUACAGCGUGGGCACGCCUGAUUUGACGUCUCAUUUGGCCGAAGAAAUCCCAUAUCCUAGUAGAAACAUACCAAAGGCUGUUCUAGCCCAAAUGGUCAUCGGCUUCAUCACCGGUUUUCUAUAUAUGAUCGCCAUGUUUUAUUCGAUACAGUCGUUGGAUGACGUCUUGAAUAGUGUCUUUGGCUUUCCUCUGGCGGAGAUUUACCGUCAAGCGACAGGAAGUAGAGGCGGGGCUUUGGGCCUCCUCAUAGUCGCUUUCCUGCCCACAUUGAUCACUUGCAUUGGGUGCUAUAUCACUGCCACUCGAGCGGUUUGGACACUUGCUCGGGAUAACGCGACGCCAUUCUCUGGUUUCGUCGGACACAUUAACACAAGACUACAUAACCCAUUCAAUGCCACCUUGGUAUGUGGCUGUCUAAUCACCAUCCUUGCAUGCAUAUAUGUAGGCUCGACCACCGCCUUCAAUGCCUUUGUCGGAUCCUACGUUCAGCUUUCAACUCUCUCGUAUUUCACAGCCAUCUUCCCUCACGUUCUGUCGCGCCGGUCACUCAUCACUCCUGGGUACUUUUACAUGAAUAACUGGAUUGGUUACAUGGUCAACAUUCUCAGCUGCAUUUAUAUUGUCGCCUUUAUCGUCAUUUUCUGUUUCCCAUAUACCAUUCCCACCAAUGCUCAGUCGAUGAAUUACGCUAGUCUGAUCACAGGCGGACUCACUAUCUUCGUGGCUAUCUGGUGGUUUAUCCAUCAGCGCCAUUACGUGGGGCCCCAAGCAAUUCCCCUGGCUGAUCGUAUGGUUGCGGAGGAUGCAAAGUAG
This is a messenger RNA of Talaromyces atroroseus, 1536 nucleotides long. RefSeq lists its product as hypothetical. NCBI's taxonomy places the organism in Eukaryota, Fungi, Ascomycota, Eurotiomycetes, Eurotiales, Trichocomaceae. Gene Ontology annotation, molecular function: transmembrane transporter activity. Gene Ontology annotation, cellular component: membrane. The record is from RefSeq and is a predicted model, not a curated record. The transcript is spliced from 5 exons. Gene Ontology annotation, biological process: transmembrane transport; amino acid transport. Bases 1 to 1536 code for a protein of 511 amino acids.